UAUAUAUACUCGUCACCCAAUUUACAAUUAUACACGCUUUCACAGCUAUACAUACAUAAAUACAUACUUACAUACAUACGUACAUACAUACAUUGAUACUGUCACAAAUAUAUACUCACUCAUACCUACAUACAAAUACAUGUUUUUACUACAGAAUAUUAGUGAAGGAAAAAAAAAUACAAUUUAAAUAUUUAUCUAAAACACACAAAAGUAUAAUUAAUUGCUCUGCAUAUCAAAAUAGCCACAAGGAAUCAUUGUUACAUAAUAUUGUGAUAUAAUAUUUAUUUCUCCCUCCCACACACAUAUAUACACACAUAUAUAUAUAGCUGUUAUCCCAUAAAUCGCAUUCCCCCACUACUAAUAUAGCCUUUACAUUAUUCCAUACUUUUUUCGAACAAAAGAGUGAAAGAAAAAAAGUUGUUCUUUUUAAAACUAUCAAAAGUACAAAUCGUCACUAAACAACCAUGAAGUCAGCUAAACUUGCUGUGAGCAGUGAAGGUAGCCCAGAGACAAAAAUCGACCAGAGUGACGGCAACUCAAGCUUUUUGCGGGCAGCGCGGGAUGGGAAUUUGUCAGAAGUGUUGGAAUACCUGAAAGGUAGCACCGAUAUCAAUACCAGUAAUUCAAAUGGCCUCAACGCACUCCACCUCGCCUCUAAGGAAGGCCAUAUUAAUAUUGUCACAGAAUUACUGCGAAGAGGAGCAAAUGUUGAAGCAGCAACUAAGAAAGGGAAUACCGCCCUACACAUCGCCUCAUUGGCUGGUCAUGAGGAAAUUGUCAAAAUCCUCGUACAGAAUGGUGCCAAGGUCAACGUACAAUCAAUGACCGGAUUCACACCAUUGUACAUGGCAGCGCAAGAAGGCCAUUCUGAAGUGGUCAAGUUUCUCUUGGACAACGGGGCUAGCCAGAGCCUUGCCACUGUGGAUGGUUUCACUCCACUUGCUGUAGCACUACAACAAGGGCAUGAUAAGGUUGUAGCUGUUCUCCUAGAACAUGACACCAAAGGCAAAGUACGCCUGCCAGCCUUACAUAUCGCUGCUAAAAAAGAUGACAUUGGAUCAGCAAACCUUUUGCUUCAAAAUGACCACAACGCUGACAGUUCUACCAAGAGUGGUGGGUUGGUUAAUGACACAACUAAGAGUGGUUUCACACCAUUGCACAUCGCUGCACAUUAUGGCAAUGUCAACGUUGGUACUCUACUUAUUCAAAAGGGUGCAGACGUCAACUACAAAGCUAAGAACAACAUCACCCCUCUACAUGUGGCAUCUCGCUGGGGUAAGUCAAAUAUGGUCAUUCUUCUCUUAGACCACGACGCCACCAUUGAAGAAAGAACUCGGGAUGGAUUAACACCGCUGCAUUGCGCAGCCAGAAGUGGCCAUGAGAAUGUAGUUGACCUGCUCUUAGAGAGAGGCGCACCGUUUUCCGCAAAAACAAAGAAUGGUCUUACGCCUCUGCAUAUGGCAGCCCAAGGAGACCACGUUGACUGUGCACGCUUACUUCUAUACCACAAAGCUCUCGUCGAUGAUGUAACUGUGGAUUAUUUAACUCCUCUACAUGUUGCUGCUCAUUGUGGAAAUGUCAAAACAGCCAAGCUGUUAUUGGACAGGAAGAGUGACCCAAAUGCAAGAGCCCUGAAUGGUUUCACCCCAUUACACAUCGCAUGCAAAAAAAACCGAAUAAAGGUGGUGGAACUGCUUCUCAAAUAUGAUGCCUCUAUUGAAGCUACUACUGAGUCUGGACUCACCCCAUUGCAUGUUGCAUCCUUCAUGGGUCACAUGAACAUAAGCAUCUACCUGAUCCAACAUAACGCCAACCCAGACUACCCGACCGUUCGAGGGGAAACCGCUCUCCAUCUUGCUGCCAGAGCCAACCAGACUGACAUCAUUCGCAUACUUCUGCGAAACGGAGCCACCGUUGAUGCUAAAGCCAGAGAACAACAAACACCACUUCACAUUGCUGCACGUCUGGGUAAUGUAGACAAUGUCGUUCUACUUCUACAACAUGGUGCCAGUCCAAAUGCAACAACAAAAGAUCUGUACACACCACUGCACAUUGCUGCUAAAGAAGGACAUGAAGAAGUGGCUGCAGCUCUCCUAGAUCAAGGAGCUGAUCACAGCCUCACCACCAAAAAGGGAUUCACUCCACUGCAUAUUGCAGCCAAAUACGGAAACAUCAAAGUCGCCCGCCUGCUGUUGCUGAAAAAUGCUGAACCUGAUGUGCAGGGCAAGAACGGACUAACACCUCUUCACGUUGCCACUCACUACAAUCAUGUGAACGUAGCUCUUCUCCUGCUUGACAAUAAAGCUUCACCUCAAGCCAUGGCAAAGAAUGGCUAUUCACCACUCCAUAUUGCUGCUAAGAAAAAUCAAAUGGACAUUGCUACAACUUUACUGGAGUUCGGAGCCAACCCAGCUGCCGGGUCAAAGAACGGCUUCACACCUCUCCACCUUGCCUCACAAGAGGGUCACACUGAUAUGGUCUCCUUGUUACUGGAACACAAAGCAAAUGUUAAUGACAAAGCAACCAAUGGACUGGCACCUAUUCACCUGGCUGCCCAAGAAGAUAAAGUUAAUGUGGCUGAAGUCUUGGUUAAAUUUGGCUCGGAGAUUGACCCUCAAACAAAGGCUGGUUACACUCCGCUGCACACUGCCUGCCACUUUGGACAAACAAAUAUGGUACGAUUCCUGCUUGACCACAAUGCAUCAGUCAGCUCUACAACUAAGUUGGGUUACACACCACUUCACCAAGCGGCUCAGCAAGGCCAUGUGAUGGUUAUCAAUUUACUUCUCAAGAACAAAGCAUCACCCAAUGCUGUAACUAAUACUGGCCAAACAGCACUAUCAAUUGCACAGCGUUUGGGCUAUAUUUCGGUGGUUGAUACGCUGAAAAAUCUGACCGAGGUGACGGAAACACUACCUGCGAUUGAAGACAAGUAUAAAGUAGUUGCCCCAGAAACCAUGACUGAGACAAUGUUGUCAGACUCGGAAGAUGAAGGGGACGAUCUCAUGCCUCAAUCACCUGUGUUUGGAAAGCCCUUGUCAGAGCAACAUGUCUAUUUGCCUUAUUACGAAGGACAAACUCUCCAAAUGCGUGAAGAUACCAUCUCCAUUGAAAAGGGUGACAUUACUUCACCCCUUGAUCUCUCUUUUGACAAGGACUUGCGUAAAGUUCGAGCGACUUCUCAGGAAGCUCGCACUCGUGACAUUAGCCCUGGCCUGGCAUACCCCAAGUACCUGGAAAAGGGUCCCGACUACGAAGCAGAGAUGAUAUACUACAGUGGAGAUGUGUUAUCACCUCAAGAAAAGCACCAGCAGGGUCACGACAGUGUCAUUGCUAAUGGAUUCUCAACCCUAGACCAACUAUCCCCAUCCCUCGAAAGGGACCGUUUGUCAACAUGUGAUAAAGAUUCUGCUUUCGAUAGAGAAUCCAUUCUGGGUAGACAUUCUCCAUACCCACAACAAGCCGAACUGGCAUACGCGAGGAACGUGUCCUCACGACCUCCUACUUCUUUGGGCAGCUACAUUGAUGAUGAAAAUCUGAGCUAUGUUGAUGACAUAGAUUCGUCAUCUUUACAGAAAGGAGAUUACUUUGCUGAAGACAUAUAUGCCCGGGAAUCAUUUCGCUAUGGCCGAGAGGCUGGCCCGGUGUAUCGCGACACCAUGAUCAGUCAAUCAGUGGCACCGCGCACUGAAGCCGUGGUCUAUCAAGGAGAGUUGACCGGUAGCAUUGCCACCGACACUGGAAGUGACUUCAGAUUUCUACCAGACGAUUCUAUACCCAAGCAACAAGACUACCUUGAACACCAGAUUAUUAGUCAUACAUAUGCUAGUCAUCCUGACAACCGUUAUCUGAACAACACAAUGGAGAGUUCUCGUUAUAGUUCGUACAGUGGCUCUUCCUUCAACACAAGUUUUGACCCCGAUAACGUGGCUGUUGACCGCACCCCAACUUACUCAGGCAAACUAAAAUGGAAAAGUUUCCUGGUCAGUUUUAUGGUGGAUGCACGCGGUGGGGCCAUGCGGGGUAGCCGUCACUCCGGAGUACGUAUCAUCAUUCCACCUCGGAAAGCAUACAUGCCCACAAGAGUAACCUGCAAGCUGAUUAAAAGAGAAAAAUUAAGCCAUCCGCCUCCCCUCAAUGAAGGUGAGGCACUUGCUAGCCGCAUUCUCGAGAUGGGGCCUGUUGGAGUCAAAUUUCUUGGUCCUGUCAUCAUUGAAGUCCCUCAUUUUGCCUCACUUCGUGGAAAGGAAAGAGAAAUAGCCAUCAUCCGUUGUGAUGAUGGAGAGAAAUGGACAGAACAUCCCAUACUAGCAACAGAGGAAGCGGUUAAUGACACUCUUAAUGGAAGUUUCGAAGGUCAAAAUUCCUCUGCGUCCAGUCUGUGGAAAUUGGACCAAGAAGAUGAACUAGUUGCCAAGCGUAUUACACGCAUUCUAACAACAGAUUUCCCCAUGUACUUUGCGAUUGUUACUCGCGUACGUCAAGAAAAUCAGACAAUUGGCUUUGAAGGUGGAAUGCUCAGUUCCACAGUUGUCCCUCAAGUCCAAACUAUAUUCCCUGAAGGAGCAUUAACCAAGAAAAUCCCUGUUGGUCUCCAGGCUCAGCCCAUUGCUCCAGAACUUGUCGCCAAGAUGCUCGGCAACCGCGUGGCUGUCAGUCCUAUUGUUACAGUGGCACCACGCCGCCGUAAGUUCCACAAGCCUAUAACCCUCACUAUACCAGUUCCGAGGGCUGCACAGAAAGGGAUGAUAAAUCAGUAUGGUGGUGACGCACCAACUCUUCGUCUACUAUGCAGUAUUUCCGGUAAGCGAGGAACGACCCCAGCUGUUUGGGAAGAUAUCACUGCCAGCACCCAACUUACAUUUGUAAAUGACUGUGUUUCAUUCACAACAACUGUUUCAGCUAGGUUCUGGUUGAUGGAUUGUCAAAAUGUGAAUGAAGCAAGUCGAAUGGCCACCGAACUCUACCAAGAAGCAGUGGUUGUACCUUUCAUGGCGAAAUUUGUCAUAUUCGCCAAGCGGCAUGCUCCUGAAGAAGGGAAACUGCGAAUGUUUUGUAUGACUGAUGACAAGAUUGACAAAACUCUAGAAAAGCAAGAAAAGUUCACUGAAGUCGCUCGGAGCCGAGAUGUUGAAGUGCUGCAAGGACGACCACAGUAUGUGGAGAUGGCUGGCAAUCUAAUACCUGUCACCAAAUCUGGUGAUCAGCUGUACGUCCAUUUCCGAGCAUUCCGAGAAAACCGCCUUCCCUGUACGGUGAAGGUUCGUGAUCUAGACCAAGAGGCAGCUGCUCGUGUGGCUUUCAUGAAAGAACCGAAAGUAGCACGGGGUGAGGCACCUCAAUCUCCCAUCUGUAACCUCAACAUUGUACUACCUGAUGUAUCCAAGGCCGAUUCAAUGGAAAUCACUUCAGAGGAAGCUCUUGAAGUUCGAAAACGGCACAGUCUUCUUAGAGAACAUGGAAUAGUUCUCCAAGAUACCAUCAGUCGAGCCCAGAUGAAAAUAGUGGACGUUGCCGACACACUGCAAGGUGAUUGGGUGAUGCUGGCCCAACAGCUAGACAUCACAAUGUCGGAGAUUAAUAAGAUCAAAACAGACUACAACACAGUCAAUGAUCAAGCUUUGGCUAUGCUACAUCUCUGGGUGGAGAAGAAUGGCGAAAAAGCAUCAGGUAAUGCAUUAGAAAAGGCAUUGAUACGCAUCAGUCGUGAAGAUGUAGUGAAGAAAUGCAUGUACGAUGUUGUAACAGUUGAGGAUGAAGUGGAUAUGGCAGCUGGGAGAGUUGCCAUGGAUCAGUCAGGCUUUGAUACUUUCAAGGAAGAAGUGGGUAUAUCUCGGGACUCCUCAAUGAAACGAGGCAUCUCAUUAGAUGUCUCCUAUGAUGAACAAGACAUGAUCAAGAUGAAGAAAUCACCAGAAAUUAAAUCAUUACAUAGCAAAAUAUUGGAAUCUGAGUCUGCAGAGGAAUCGGGCAGUGAUGCUGACACCGAAAGGCACCGAAUAGCUAAAGCACCUCCCCCGCCAGCAGCGAUGAGCCAGGAUGAAGUAUUGGUUAAGCAUGUGGACCGCAGGCGUCCAGAAGCUGCACCCAUUGCUGAGUCUAGUGUGGAUGGUUCUGACCGCAAAAAAAAUGCCUUCGUUGAAUUUGCUAGACAAAUGGAUGAACUAAGUGACAUGGAAGAAACCAUUAAACCAGUUGCCACUUCUGAACAAGAUGAAAAACCGUCUAUCAGUGAAGAAACUAUAGUAAGUAGAGUGAAGGGAGCUGGGACUGUGACGUCAGUCAUCACCAAAACCGUUGUCACAGAAACAGUCGCUAAGGAAGCUAUUGUCAAAGACGAAGCCCCAGAAGUGAUGGCUCCGUGUGUGGAUGUUGCUGAUACAAGAUCAUCAAGCGGCAGCUCUAUCUGCGACAAAGAACAACAAGAAAUUUUACCUCAAACUAAGACUCCUCCACCUUCGCCAACUGAAACGUCUACAUCAGAGCUUGUUAGCCAUAGAACUACUGAACUUGCACAAGCAAGAGACCGACUUUCUGAAGAAAUGGAGAGUAACCAACACACGCCAUCAGCGACGGCCCGUCUCGCUGUGGCGGGGAAAACACCCACCAUAACUAUCACCGAGGACAGCAGCAGCCCCCAUCAUGACGAUGAUGAUGAAGAAAGCGAUGAUUAUCUCCGCUUUAUCGAAAAGCAUCAGCAAAAAAUGCAACAGCAACAACAACAAGCUGCUGCUGCUGUUGACAAAGCAGGUCAAGAGCCAACCACCACGACCACCACCACAGUGUCUUCUGAAGGCCAUGGGGAAGAAUCAGAUGAUGAGAGUGAGGGUAAAACAAGAUCAGUCGCUUCUAUUAUUCAAAUGUUUGAGCAAACAUCUGACACUGCUUUGCAAAGUUCAGCUACAGACAUUGUUCGUGAAGUCCAGAAAUCAGCACAAGCAACGUUACGCAAAGAAUCUCAGGAAUUCGUAAAGCAAGACUCUUCUGAGUGGGUUGUCAUUGACGACAGCGAUCUUGAUGGCUUUGAUGCAGAAAAGGUGCCAUCAGCCAAUGGUACUUAUGUUGAAACAGAAGAUUCUGCUCCAAAGGUAGAAGAAUGGGUAAAAGUCUCUGCUGUCAAAGAGAAAUUUGAGGACAAAAUUAAGAAUGGCUCCAUGUCUGAAAAAACUAUUAUACGUGAAGCCACCAAAGUUCACACAAGCACUUUAGCAAAACAUAAAUCUUCAGAGAAAGCUGAUGAUGUUGAUCAACCUUACGGUGUCCCGGAACCGCCCGACGCCCACUUUAAGACUCCCUCAGAUGAUGAAAAUCUUGAAUUUUCUGAGAAACUGAAAAUGUUUACUGGUAAACAUGCCCAAAAUUAUUAUGUCACAACUCAACCUGAUGAGUUAUUAAGCUCUGAUGAAGAAACACCAGACACUACCUCGAAAGGAAGUGAAAGGUCAUACCAAACUGCAUCUGAAACGAGUGAAAUCCGAUCUGAAACUGUAAAAGUGUCUUCUACAGGAGAGCAAAAAAGUGAAGUCGUUGAAGAACGACGCGAAAGCACUUCAUCACUGAUUGCCAAGUUUGAGGAAGCUACAACUCGUGAAAAGCCGUCAAAGAAAGAGGCCAUGUCAUUUGACAAGGAUAGCAAAGAAACAGUACAAAAAGAAGUGACAAAAUCUUGGAAAACUGAUUCUUCUCAAAGUGCAGUCCAGGAGAUAAAGGAAAGUCACGUAUUCCAAGAGAAAAAAGAAAGCAUUUCUUCAGAAGGGGAAACUCCUGAUUUGAAGGAAUUUCCUAAAGAGAGUAAAGAAACUGUAUCAUCAGUUGAGAAGAGCUUCAAGACUGAAACAACAGAAAUGAAACAGAAAGUAGAAUAUUCUGUAGAUGAUGGCAAAGUAAAAGAGAUCUUCACUUCUGAAGAUAGCCAAAUUUUAUCAUCUAAGACUUUGGACAAAACUAUAUCCUCACUUGAUAAAGAUAUCUCACCUGAACUUAAGGAUAAAUCACCUUCACCAGAACCUCAGCUGAAAUCACGCUUACAUGAGGCUAAAGAGAAAACUCCCUCACCAGAGCCCCAACUUAAGUCUCCUUCACCAGAGCCCCAACUUAAGACUCCUUCACCAGAACCUAAAGAGAAAACUCCUUCACCAGAACCUAAAGAGAAAACUCCUUCACCAGAACCUAAAGAGAAAUCUCCUUCACCAAAACCUAAAGAUAAAUCUCCUUCACCUCUUCAGCUAAAGUCAAAGUCUCCCUCACCAGAACCUAAAGAAAAGACUCCAUCACCACCUCACAUGAAAUCAAAGUCUCCCUCGCCACCUCACCUAAAGUCAAAGUCUCCCUCACCAGAACCUAAAGAUAAGUCUCCCUCACCAUCUCACCUGAAGUCAAAGUCCCCUUCACCAGAACUUAAAGAUAAGACUCCUUCACCAAAGUUACAACUUAAGUCUUCUUCACCAAAACCUAAAGAUAAGUCCCCCUCACCACCUCACCUAAAGUCAAAGUCCCCCUCGCCACCACACCUAAAGUCAAAAUCUCCCUCGCCUGAACCUAAAGAUAAGUCUCCCUCACCACUUCAGUUAAAGUCAAAAUCUCCCUCACCAGAAGUUAAAGACAAGUCUCCUUCACCACUCCACUUUAAGUCAAAGAGUCCUUCACCAGAUCUGAAAGAGAAGUCUCCAUCACCACCUCACCUAAAAUCAAAAUCCCCUUCGCCAUCUCACCUAAAGUCAAAAUCUCCCUCACCAGAACCUAAAGAUAAGUCUCCCUCACCACUUCAGUUAAAGUCAAAAUCUCCCUCGCCUGAACCUAAAGAUAAGUCUCCCUCACCACUUCAGUUAAAGUCAAAAUCUCCCUCGCCUGAACUUAAAGAUAAGUCUCCCUCACCACUUCAGUUAAAGUCAAAAUCUCCCUCGCCUGAACUUAAAGAUAAGUCUCCCUCACCACUUCAGUUAAAGUCAAAAUCUCCCUCACCUGAACCUAAAGAUAAGUCUCCCUCACCACUUCGGUUAAAGUCAAAGUCUCCCUCGCCUGAACCUAAAGAAAAGACUCCAUCACCACUUCGGUUAAAGUCAAAGUCUCCCUCACCAGAACCUAAAGACAAGUCUCUUUCACCACUCCACCUUAAGUCUAAGAGUCCUUCACCAGAACUUAAAGAGAAGACUCCAUCACCACUUCGCCUAAAGUCAAAAUCUCCCUCACCAGAACCUAAAUCAAAGACUCCCUCACCACUUCAGCAAAAGUCAAAGUCUCCUUCACCAGAGCUUAAAGAUAAGGCUCCUUCACCACUUCACCUGAAGUCAAAGAGUCCUUCACCAGAAAUUAAAGAGAAGACUCCAUCACCACCCCACCUAAAGUCAAAGUCUCCCUCACCAGAACUUAAAGAUAAGCCUCCCUCUCCACCUCACCUAAAGUCAAAGCUUCCCUCACCACCUCACCUGAAGUCAAAGUCUCCCUCACCAGAACCUAAAGGGAAGACUCCCUCACCAGAGCCUAAAGAGAAAACUCCAUCACCACCACACAUAAAGUCAAAGUCUCCCUCACCAGAACCUAAAGCUAAGUCACCCUCUCCACCACGUCUGAAAUCAAAGUCUCCCUCACCAGAACCUAAAGAAAAGAUUCUAUCAUCAAAGCCUCAACUCAAGUCUCCUUCACCAGAACCACAGCUGAAAGCAUCUUCCCCAGAGCCUCAGGCCUCUGAAAUUUGUCCUAAGCCCUAUGAUGAAGAAGAUUUUGAAAUUAUUGAGCAGGAGGAAAUUUUGGAAGCCAAAAUUUCCAUAGAGCGCCAGACACCGUUCGAACCAGCUGCUAUUGAUCUUUCAUCAACUGACAAGGUUUGUCCUCCAAAAGAACAUGGAGCUGAGCCACCAGAUGAUGGCCUUCAGACACAACUAGAAGAAGAACCUCACAAAGAUACUGAUUAUGAAAUCUCAAGGAGAGAAGUUUUUUUAGAAAAGGAAUCUCGCAGUUUCUAUACAUCGAAGCCCGAGCCAUCUAAAGACAUAAUCUCAAGCAAAUUUGCUGACAAGGAUGUGCACACCAUUGUCUCCACAACCUCUGUCAAGGAAGUGUCAACAACCAUCUCUGAACACACAACCAAAGUAAUUGAAGAUGAAGAUAAGGAAAGCACAACUAUAUCUAGUGAGAAAGAUUUUCUUUCAAAAAACGAGAUGCGAUCUCCUGUAUGUGAUGACGUACAGGAGAGUAAAGUAGUGGAAAGUGUACCUGCUGACAGUGUUGAGGUUUCACCUGUGGAGCAAAAAAUUACUAGAAAAUCAUCGUCUGGUGAACUGUUUGAGAUCUCUCGACAGGAAGAAAAAAUGAUUAUAGACUCUCCAGAGAAACUAGAAAUUCAUGAGUGGCAGACUCCAGCACCAGAAGCUACUGAACGAUUUGACAGACAGGCUGAAUCUAUGUCUGAUGAGAGUUUAGUAGAGGUUCAGCUGGAUGCUUUAAAGGAAGAUAUUAGAGAAAAAGUGCUUGAAGAAACCCAAGAAAGAGCAGUCAAACGAUUACAACAAUUACAGGAUGUUUCAGAUGAGGAAUCAGAUGAAAUAUUUACUCACACUGAUCAAAGAACAAAAGAGGAAUUCACUGAGAGGUCAUAUGAGGACUCCAAGAAAAAGGUAUCCUCGACAGAGUCACCGGGAUUAUCACCAACAGCAGACCAUCUUAAAAAAGAUCUGGGUGAUCGAACAGAGAUAACUUAUGAAUUCCCUGUACAAGAAGACUUGUCUUCAGAUGAAGGAUCCAAAGGUAGUUCUCUGGAAAUGUUCCUGACACAUGAAAAGAGCUGUCAGGAGGAAGAAGAAGAAGAAAAGUAUACUUCACCCAAAGAUCAAACCUCCGUUACUCAUGAACAACGGAUUUCCACAGUAACAUCAGAAUAUAAAACAUCAAGUACAUCUGAAAUGAUAGAAGAAAGUAUCAGCAAAGAAGAGAAAUCUGUGUAUUCAAGUAAAAUCUCCCAAGAAUACCGUGUAGAAGAUGAGCAGGACAUGACAUCUGAUGAGGAAACAUCUGAAGAAAUCCAGGAAACUGAUACCUCAAAGAAAACAGCACCUCAGUUUAGUUCCAUUCUGUCAGAGGAAGCUACUUAUUUUGAAAUCAGCAGGCAAGAGCAGUUCAUGACAGUUGCCUCACCUGAAAAAAUUGAAUAUAAAACACCGGCCAAAAGCGAUGGUCUUAGUUUUAGUGCCGAUCCUUUUUUAGUAUCUAGUGCCUUGGCACAUGAAACAUCGGUGGAGAGUAUUAGAAGCAUUCCCAAAGCGGAAUCUCCCCUAACUGAGCAAUCUCCAAAACAUGUAGCCAAGGAUGACACUUCUGACCGAACUGAGGAGAAAUAUUCUGUUGAUCUUGCUGCUUUACAAGCAGAGUCUGAUGCUAAGUUUAAAGAAACUUCGCCUCACGACUUCCAAGAAGAGAAAUAUCUAUCGAGUGAUGAUGAGAGCGAUGAUGAUGAUCAUGAUGAUGUUGACAUAAUGACAGAAAUGGAUUAUAUGUCUAAAUCUCAGAGUAUAGAUGUCACAGAUGAAAUGGAGAAAAGAUCUGAAGAUAUUACAGAUAGUGGCUUUAAAAGUGGAGCAGAUGAUGAUCUAUCGAGGAGGAGUACUGACAAAGAUCAAGUAGACUUUACAAAAUCAUUUCCUUUUCAAACAUCAGAGGAACAACUUGUUAAAGAAGAGAUCUCUAACAAAGAAGUAAGGAACGAGAGUUUCAAACAAGAAACUCGAGUUCAAGAAACUACAGUUCAUGAAGGCUCUAUUGAGGAACGUAAAGUUCUUGACGACAUAACUCCCAGCAAAUUCACAUCAGAAUCAAAGAUUAUUGAAGAUGUGAAAGUAAAGAGAUCAGAAACCGCAACAACAGAGGAGAGUACUACCCGAUCGACCACUGUCGGUGAUGAAAUUCAAUCAAUCAAAGAUGAAACUCGUUCAGUGAAACAAAAAGAUGUAGAGUCUGAGAGUAAAAGGGAACAGGCAACUGUAGAAGAUGAGUUUCAAAAGGAAACAACUGAAGAAUUAACAACUAAAGAUGCCCUCAAAAUGCAUAGUGAACUGACUGAAGGGAAAUCUCAGACUUUUGAAGAAGAUGGCACCAAGAUAGAAAUAAGUCAAGAAAAGUCAUCUGUAUGUGAUAAGUCAUUUGAAGAAGAGAUUGGGAAACAGCAGUAUGAAAAAGAAUCGAAAGACGGAGAAAUUCAGAAAAUUGAAGAUUUGGAACAGAAACUGACUGAGAAAGAUUCUAAACUGGAAAUUGUCACUGAUACUGUCAGCAGAGAAGAUGAUUUCCAGAAAGAAAUUAAAAAAGAAGUAGCUGUAAAGGAUGAGUCCAAGCUGAGCAUGACAAUCACCGAUGACUUGAUGGAAAUUGAUAAAACAGACAAAAAGUUCAAAUCUCAAACAUCUGAAAUUGAGGAGAACGUACAACACGAAGACACUUUUCACAAAGAAGUGGUUGAAUUAAAAGAACCUGAAACAGCUAGAGUUCUUGAAGUAAUUGAAGGAGAAGAUUCUGGGGGUGAGAGCGACCAUUCUUUCAUUGAACAUAGUGAUGAGGAGAACGAACAAAUGGAGGCUUUAACAAGGAGUGGUCAUUUAAUGACCUCAACAAGAAUGGAAGAUCUUGUUGAAGAAGAAGUUGAUGAGACUGAAGCUGAAGACCAGUUUAUUGACAGACGAGAAUAUUUUGAACAUCAACAAAGGGACACGAUUGACUUCAGAAUUGUUCAGAGAAAUGGUGGGCCUGAUUUUAAUGCCACCGACAGGUUUCCUCCUUUACACCCAGACAAAGACGUAACAUCAGUUCGGAAAGGUACACUGAAAGACAGUGAUAUCCCUUCAAAGAGCCAACAACCUGUUCAACCCCAAGAAGAUCAGAUUCCUUUUUUAGGGAAACAGGAAACAGUCCAGGAAAUAACCGACACUAAAACCAGCACAUUGACCAAUGAGAAAUCAACUAUUGGACAGAGUACUGGGCUGUUUCCAUCUGAAUCUCUAAAAGAAACCGAGAAAGUGUCACACAAGAUUGCUACUGAUAAAGUGAAUUUCACUGAAGAUUUCACUUCAUACAACUCCCACAUAACUGAUGACUAUACGAAUUACUCCUCUGACUUCUCCUCUUAUCACCGUGAUGGAAGUGGUUUGGGUGCCCGUAACAUCCUUGUCCCAUCUUCUUCCACCGAAGCACAGGAACGUUCAGCUACUCCCAGUGCCAGCGAUGAUGAUGACAGUUCUGGUGAGUACUAUUCAACUGAACGCAUCAAAAAACUGAGGGCAAUUGAUCAAAUGACCGAGAGUAUUGAGUACCCAUUAAAAGACAAGACCGACAAAGACAGCAAUGGCAGACCCCUGUCACCCACUGAAUACACACUCAUGACUGAAUCCCAAUUGGAACUUCAUGAGGCACUUCAGUCUGUGGUUGACGAUCAAGACAUAAUGACUCAGUCGAUGAUCGAGUCCCAUGAAUCAUUGACCCAAUCAAUGAUUGACCCGAUGACACAAUCCCAAAUCGGAGAAGAGUUCAGACGUUCGCUUGAUUCACAGUCUGACAUCGAUAGUAGAAUGAGCAUCGAAUUAAGCAGAGAAGCUGAACUUGAACAAGAGGAGUCUGACCUGAAAAAGGAUGAAGAGAGACCUCCGUCACCAUCAGAAUUCACACUAUUAACAUCCCUUGAGCAGGAAGAACUUGCCAAAGCUCUCGGGUUACAGGAUAAUGGUUUAACAGCAGUUGAGAUUGAAGACGAGUAUGAAUCAGUAGAUAAAGACCGAGAUGAAACUAGUCAACAGCUUGCUCAACAGCCAUCCGCUCCCACACGAGAUGAUCAGUUCACCGCAGAUGCUGAUCUAAAAGGUAUUGACAAACAGGAGAUCAUAUUUGAGCAGAUGGUUGAACAAAUUGUUUGUGAGGGAAACAAAAUAUCGAUGCCUGAUUCCACGUUACAAGAUGAAGAUUCGGUUUCCACUGAACCAGCGUUGAUGUCAUCAUCUCAGUCUAGAGACAACAACACGUAUUCUAGUAUCAGCAGUUCUGAUUUUGGCGAACAAGUAGCUGCUGUACAAUCUCAGCAACCCUGUAGAGAAGACAGCGGCUCCGAUGAUCGAGCUCUAACUGAAGAAGACUUUGAACGCAUGAUGUCCAGUUAUGAAAAUGUUUAUGACGGAGUGCAACUCGCUCCUGAAGUCAGCAAGUUAGCCAUGAAUGCCAGUGAUCUAGACAUCGGAGAUCGUUUUGACACAAAACAACUUGACCUACAUCUUCAGCCAACUGGACGCUCUUCAAGUUAUGAGCAGCUUUACAAAGAAACAGGCGAAGAGAUCGCUGAAACAAGUGAACAAGCCGAGCAAGUUGUUUAUUCCGCAGAGUCGAAAGAAGAUAUGCCUCGUACUGACCAGCAUGAUGUCCAGCGAGAAUUAAUAACGGCUGCGAAGGAUGAGGAGGAGAAGGAGGAGGAAGAGGAGGAGAACCUCAGCUCCUCCAGUUCCGAAGUAGCGCAAGUUGAAGAUGUAGAUUUUCUGCCAGAUGCCGAGAUGCGUGACACCAGUGAAGAAAAAACAGAAGAAACGGAUGUGGAAGAGCAGUUCUCUCCCCUUCCUAAAAGUUCUCCUGCUUCUAAAGGUGCUCUUGAUCUUAGGUUAGAAGACAAGUUCUUUUCGUUCACCCAAUCCCCUGUGGAGUCCCCAACUGCUGAAAUAGCAAAUGAAAUAUCUCCAGCUCAAGAUCUUCUUGACGUCAAAGACAUGCAAAUAACUGUUGGCCUUUCACCAUCAGAGAUUAAUGCUAAGUCCAAGCUGGGAUCUCUUUCAGAAUUCUAUGAAACAAAAACAACUGAAGAUUUCAAAACAAUGUCCAAAAUAAUCGCCUCGAAAACCCCCAGAGUAGAAUAUGAGAAAGAUAGUGGUGAAUCCUUCAACAUCCCUAGGAUUUCAACUGAUUCUGAUACAACUGAGGAAAGACUAGAGCUUGAUAAUGUAACAGAACAAUCUGCUACAUCAUUAAUGUCUGAAGAACACGAUGGAACCGAAGAUGACUAUAAAAGAGAAACACCUGAAGAAAGAGCGGAACGUUUAUCUUCCAUGGCCUUUGAUAACAUGGGUUUUGCUGGUGAAGAUGUUGUCGACAGUGAAAUAAAGACACACUCUGAUGACUUCUCUGAAGAGAGUCCAAGUCUUGCUGCCAAAGAAAUAUCUCCAGAAGAUCUUGAAGAGAAGUCACAUCAAUUUGACUUCCCAGCUGUCCAUCAAGAAAUAUGGCAGAUGGGUAUCCAGGCACUGGGGAAAACCAAAUUAUCAGAAGAGAAUGAGAUGUUUUCCAGCUCAAUGAAAUUUGAAGAAGUAACACACAAGGUCUCAUUUGAAAAAGAUGAUGAUGAGGAGAGUGGUGCUGCAAUGUAUUCUGAGAGUGAAGAAACCUCCCGUUCAGAAAGUGGAGAUACUAAAGAUCAGAACUCUUUCCAAGAAUCUAUCCAAAGGUCUAAAACAUCCGAUGGCCAAUUUGAAGCUACCUCAGAAAUAAGAACAGAAAAAACCAUUGUAACAUCAUCCAGAGCACAAGUCUCUUUAUCAGAAAGUCAAAGUAAAAUGAUAACCGAGACCAAGGUCUAUCAAGCAAAAGAACCCAGUGAAGGAAUUGAACUUACCGGACAUGACGCCACAGAGAAAACAGCUAGACAUCUUACAACCACAGCUAGUGAGCCCAUUAUUUCUCAUCCAUUCGAUCAGUCUACAGUGGAAACUAUAUCCCCAGAGGCCAGUAGUUCUGACAGUGAAGGUUUCUAUGACAAAGAAUCUGGCAAAAAGUUACCUUGGGAAACUGUCCAUCAUUUCUCCCGACAGUUCUCUGAUAACUAUCUUGAACAGCAAGAAAAACAAGGAAUAGUUACUGUGCAGUCAGUUGACAUGGGUGUAUUUUACCGGAGAAGUAGCAAAGACUAUUCAAACAUAACAUUUAGUGAACAAGAUAUCUCUGAGUCUAUUGCUGAAGAAGAGGAAGAACCCCCCAAACGGGUUACCUUCACGCUUUCAGAAGAUUUGGAAGAGUUUCCAUCAGAAGUAGCUACAGGUUCGGAUGAGUCAAAACAUGAUGAUGAAGUUGAACAAGAAAUUAGGAAACCAGAUGAUAUCUUUGAUGAGUCUGUCAAAGAUCAAAUUGUAGUCAAGACAAUAAAAAAACAACCUACUGCACUAUCCAAAACAGAAGAACCUGUCGUCACAACAUCUAAGACAGAAGAACCUGUCGUCACAACAUCCAAGACAGAAGAACCUGUCGUCACAACAUCCAGGACAGAAGAACCAGUUGUCACAACAUCCAAAACAGAAGAACCUGUCGUCACAACAUCCAAGACAGAAGAACCUGUCGUCACAACAUCCAAGACAGAAGAACCUGUCGUCACAACAUCCAAGACAGAAGAACCUGUCGUCACAACAUCCAAGACAGAAGAAUCUAUCAUCACAACAUCCAAAACAGAAGAACCCAUUGUCACAACAUCUAAAACAGAAAAGUCUGUCUUCUCAACAUUCAAGACAGAAGAACAUGUUACAUCUUCUAAAGGCGAGGAACCUGUCAUCACUACAGUGAAGACAGAACAUAUAACUACGACAUACAAAACUGGAGAACCUGUCAUCACAACUUCAAAGAAAGAAGAGUCUGUCAUCAAAACCUCUAAAACAGAAGAACCUGUCAUCACAACAUCAAGGACAGAAGACAUUACUAUAGCAUCCGAGGCUGAAGAACCUGCCUUUGUAACUUCCAAGACAGAACAUGUUACAACAUCGACAACUGAAGAACCUGUCGUCACAACAUCUAAAACUGAAGAAUAUGUUACAUCUACGACUGAAGAACCUGUCGUCACAACAUCUAAAACUGAAGAAUAUGUUACAUCUACAACUGAAGAACCUGUUAUCACAACAUCUAAAACUGAAGAAUAUGUUACAACAUCUACGACUGAAGAACCUGUCAUUAUAACCUCCAAGACUGAAGAACGUAUUAUAACAUCUACAACCAAAGAACCUGUUGUCACAACAUUCAAGUCAGAAGAACAUGUUAAAACAUCCAAAACUGAAGAAUGUGUCAUCACAACAUCUAAGGCAGAGGAACCUGUCAGUACAACAAUGACAGAAGAACAUGUUACUACAAAAUCUGAAAGUGAAGAACCUGUUGUCACAACAACCAGGACAGAACGCAUCAUCACAACAUCUAAAAUUGGAGAACCUGUCAUCACAACAUCAAAAACAGAACAUGUUACAACAACAUCUAAAACUGGUGAACCUGAUGUUACAACAACCAAAACAGAAGAAUUUUUCACUACAACAUCAGAACCUGGAGAACCUGUCAUCACCACCUCUGAAACUGGUGAACCUGUCGUCACAACAUCCAAGACAGAAGAACGUGUCAUCACAACAUCCAAGAGAGAAGAACCUGUCAUCAGAACAUCUAAGACUGAACAUUUUACUGUGGAUCCAAAAGACAAAUUUGACAUACCAACUGCCAAAACAGACCAUGUUACCACGACAACUAAGUCAGCACAUGUCACUGUAACUUCCACUGUAGAACAUGUCAUCAAAACAUCCAAGAAAAAAGAUGAUAUUGAAGAAGCUGAGGAAGAGUCUAUAGUGGAAGCCAAGAAAGAUAUCCUUGAACCAUAUGAUAGGAUGUCUGGAGAAUAUGAAGCUACUGUUUUGGCUAAUAUAAUGGAUGACCAUUCUUCUAAACAAGAAAAAGCACCCGAAUCACCUGAUGAAUUAUCUAGAGAAGACACUUUAAAAGAGAAAGAUCUUGAGUAUGAAAUGGUCUCCAAGAGUGCUGGUGACUUAGCCAGUCCUAGUGAAAGUAAGUCUUCAGACCUUUCAUUAGAUCUUUCCUCAGAAAAACUUCCAUCAAAAGAUGAUCUUGAUGAAGAACACCAACUUCGACCAAAACCAGACAGUGAAGAAGUGUCACCAAAAUCAGGAAUAAUCGGUGUUGUAAGCAUUGAAUCUCGGAUGGCCCAAAAAGAAUUAUUACAGGAGUCAGCAGAUGAGAAGGAUCGCUCCCUUUCACCAUCAGUUGAUAGUGAUGAGUUAUCAACCACUUAUGAAAGUCAGGCUGAACUACAGGAAGAACUCUGGUCUGAAAUCCCCCCUGUUGAUCGCUAUCCUGCCCCUGCCAGAAGGAAGCAUUAUGCUGAUGGUGAAUCCUCAGAAGCAGAGAAAGAAUCUCCUGAAAUUGAACUUUCUCCUAUUGCUGAAGCACCAGCCUCUAAAACUGACUCCGAGGAGCAAGAAGAGAGUAAGAUGACAGCGCAAGAUAGAAGGGUAACAUUUCUAUCAGAAGAGAGUAAGGAGAAGCUGAGGCAAUCUAUUUCCAAUGAAGAUUUAGUUAAAACAUCAACCUCUUCCUCUGAAGUAUCCAACGAACCAACUUUAUUAGCUGCUUCGUAUGAUUUGGAUUCAGGGCAUGUUUCACAUAUUGUGACAGCUUAUGACAUGUCUCCAGACACCAUUGAGAGUCAGGUGCCACAUCCACCGGCACCUAAAGCUAUUCUUUCGAGUCCUGAAGAUGACGUGUUUGAAGUUGAACCUACUGUGGGAACUACUCGCACCGACGAGCCUUGCACUGAGCCAGAUUCUGAGAAGAGUUAUACCGGGCCUCAGUCUGAGGUCAUCAUUAUAGAAGACAUUUGCGUCAGCAAAGACAAAACGGGGUCGGAGUCGACGGAAUCUUUACCGCCAACUCCUGCACCGACGCCCAAAGAUGCAACCACCAUCAAAGAUACCGUUUGUAAUCUUCAAGACGCAGCCAACAAGCUGCAGACCGAAGGUCUCUUUGAUCGGCAGUUUGGAUCUGUAAGCAGUGAAACUUCUGAAAAACGUCCUUCGAGUUUUGAAAAGGACUUUUCAAAAGAUGAAAGCAGUGAUGAUGAUGAUGAUCAUGGCCAAUCAUUUGAAAUGGUUUCACCAACUGAAAUUAUUGGCUAUGAUCAGUAUGCUGCUAAAUAUUUACAAGGUGGUAUAGCGGGAUGCAUUGAAACAGCAAGUUUGACCGCUUCAGUGGAAUCCCUCUCUACAUCCGGAAGUAGUUUUGCUGACCUCAGAGCUAGUGAGCCCACAAGUAUGAAGUCUAGUUUAGAAGAGUUUGCAAGUGCUACAGCUUUUGUCGAACCAUCCGCACCUCCAAUGGAAGAAGUAUGUAAGAUUCCCAGUUCUCACACCAUGAAACCUGAUACCGAUUCCUCACCAGAUCAGUCACUUUUCAGCAGUAGCGAUGCUUCAGAGAAAGGUGCAGCCACUAUGGAUAUUGUUGCCUCCAGUGUUGCAUCUCCGGGUGCAUGCCGUCCUGAUUUGUUACCCUCUGACUCUUUUCAAAAGAGUUUGUCUACAGAGGAGAUCAGUGAAACUGAAAAUAUCGAAGACAUUGCUGCCGACAGAAUCUCCCAAUUACCAAAUGGUCCUACAGAGGUAGAUUUUCAACCAGACAUCGAUUCUGUGUCAUCUACUGUUAAAACUGUGGUGCCUGCAGCACCACCGGAUUUGGUUCAGUCCUCACCAUCAUAUGUUAUGGAAGAAGAAAAAUCACAGCAGGAAGAUGUUGCCAUGGAACUAGAAGACAAUCAGAUAUCGGCUGGUUCUGAUGCUGCUGUCAGAGAUGUCAUGACCGAUAGCUUGAUAGAAGAUGUGAAGUUGUCGGCUGAGCAACAGGAAGUCUUGGUAACGUCAGAUCAGACUUUAUAUGAACUUGAAAUGCCAAUGGAGGAAGAAGCUUCCCCUAUUGAACAAGUUGGUCCAACAUCAGCUACUGUUUCCAUAACUGAAACUACAUCAUCUGUGGUUGUUAAAACAGAAGCCCCUACAGUGGAAUUUCAUGAAGAACAACGUGAGAUAUAUCCAGCUGAAAUGGUAGAGUCUAGAUCACCGACUGAAAUCGUUGGACUGGAACCAGUGUUAGAUGACCUUGAAGAACAGCCAUAUGAGUUGAAGAAAGAUGAAAUUUAUCCUGGUAAAAGAGCACUUGAGUUUGAUGUGUCUAGCUAUGAAACUUUGUUAGAGGAAAGCAAAGAAAGACAGCAAGAAGGAGAGACCAGUGUGGUAGAGGUUAGCCACCUAAUUAGAGAAGAUCAGAGGAUUAAUCUGGAUGAUACUGAUGAAGAAACAGUUCAGUUUUCAGAUCAACUUAAAUCCGAUCAUGAUGUAAGUUUUGUUCACACUUCAGAAAAAGUGUGUACAGACAUGGUAGAAGAAGAAUUUAGUGAUCUAAGUAAAGAUGCUUCUUAUGAGCAAGUAGAACUGGCUGAAAGUAGUCUAGAAUUUGCUGAGAAAGCUGAAGAAGAACUUGAAGCGUUAGCAGGAAAAACCCCCGAAAUAUCAUUUGAACCAUCUAAAGGGGAACAAGAUUUGGACAGACCCAUAUCCCCAACACCCCAGGAUUCUCAAGAAGGUGUCCUCAGUGAUGAUUAUGAGAAGGUUAGUGCUAGUAUUAGCACAGAAGAACUUGAGAAAACAGCUACAGUGUUUGUAGACUCUGUUCUUGAAGAAGCCUCCAAAGUUCAGGAGAAAGCCCAGGUAUUCCCUGAACAAACAGAAGCUGAAAAGCCAAUCGAUGAAACAACUUUUGAUGAUAGCAAAGAAUCUGAAAAAAUGGUUGCUUUCUCAUUUUCAGAACAAUUUGACCCAUCAAUGAUGUGUCGGUCACAACCAGCCUUUUUCUCGGCACCACCUCCACCUUCCCAUCCCCCUCCUUUCACGAAACAGAGGGAUGAUGACAUGCCCGAGAUCACCAUCACAGAACACCUACACAAGAGUAUUGACAAAGAUGACUUUGUUCCAUCUGGCUUUGUUCCAUCACACAUGCCAGACUCUUCCUCUGAGCAGGAAGACAAAGAAUCUGAUGAAAAAGAAUCUGGAGAUGAUAGUCCAAAGGGUGAAGGAAUGUCCUAUUUUGAAAUGAUUCAGGAUGAAAUGGAAUUUGAAUCCGAAGAGACCGAAAAGAACGGAGUGUCAUCUCAUGAACCUAGUUCUUCGGCAUUCGUUAUUGCUGAUGCUCAUGCUGGUUCAGCAAAAACAUUCACCAGUGAACAAGAACUUGAAUGGAAUGUGCAGAAAUUUUCUGAAACUCCUGACAAAGUACCAACCACUUCUUCGUUUGAAGACUCCUUUUCUCUACAAACUAAAACUGAGCCAGUUCCUAUCAGUUCUUCAAAACAAUUCCAAAGGGAUUCUGAAACUAAAGAUUCUUCUAAGAACGGUUUCCUUGGAUUCGAGCCUUCGGUCAUGCAUGCCACUGACAUUCUGAGCCCCGAAGAUAUUGCUGAUACAUCAAGUGUGGACAGCUUUACAACAGUCGUUGGCGUAGACCAAGAAGGGGACGAGUGUGAUGAUGACCGCUUGGCUGAUGUUGCGUCGAUGACAUCAUCAAUCCAUUCCGACAUUUAUUCAAUGCAUACUGAACCAGAAGAAGAAGAACCGUAUGACUGGCCAUUGUUGACAGAAGAGGACAAAUCAGGGGAAUCUUCUCCAUGUAGCGAUCGUUUUGAGAUGAUUGGGAAGACUGCUUUAUCGGUGAUAUCUGAAAAGUCUGAUGAAGAUCGAUUUGAAAUGAUAGAAAAAGAUGAACUGGAAGCACUCUCUGACAGCCAUUCUAGUAGCAAAACCUCACCGGAAAUGAUAUCUGCCUCACCUGGUACUGUGGGUCACACCCACGGCUAUCCAAACAUACGUUACGCUGGCAGAAGUCGGGAAAAAGAUGAUGGGUCAGCUGCUUCUUCUGUUUCUUCGUCCUUGUUAGAAUUUGAACGGUUAGAAGGUGAAAUAGGACAAUUUGGCUCGCUUGGAUCAAAUGAAGCCCACAGCCUGCCUAGCUCUUUUGACAGUCGAAACUUCCAUUGGCGAGCAGCUGAUCGAGAUGAUGUGUCAGUUGCCUCUUCAUUAGGAGAAUUUGAACGUCUAGAGCGACAGAUUGCACUCGGAGGUUCAAUUGGCUCGUUUAGUUCAAUAGACAAGUUGAUGCCAUCAGGACAAGGUAGUGCAACAAAUGGAUCGAUGUCAUCACUGGCUGAAUUUGAAAACCUCGAAAAAGAGUGCACUGGGGGUGGAUACUCCAGUUCGGGAGAUGAUCGCCACAGUUCAUCAAGUGGCCAUAGCAAACGCAGUGCAAGUUCAUCGCUUGCCGAAUUUGAACGACUAGAACAAGAAAUAGUCAUAUCUGAAGAACUUGCUGCCGAAGCCAAGAAAAUAGCGUCAAUAUUGGAAUCAGGGGAGCUGCCUGAAUAUCCAGAAAGUGAAAGUUUAGGAAGUUCAUAUCAAUCAAAUGGUCACAUGAGGGAUGUACCUGAAAUAAUAGGUAAUUUUGAUAUUGAACAGGACUCCAUAGACGGAGACGACAUUGAUAAGGAUUCACUUAGCUCUGAAGAACCCAAGAUGCAAGAUGUUAGUCAAGUGGCUAAAGAAGAAGAAGACGAUAUAGACUCAUUGGACGGAGAUAGCAAAGAUGAACUUACUUCUAGUGUCAUCUUUGUCUCCAAUGCAGAAAUACAAGAUUCCAGUGAAAUGGGUCAAUUCGACUUUGAUCGAGAUUCUCUGCAAGGAGAUGAUACAGCAAUGCAAUUUUCUGUAGAAUCUCUGCAGUUAGACCAAGAUGCUUCAUUUGAUAUGCACAGUUCUGUUGAUUCGUUAGAAAUAAAAGACAAAUUUAGUCGAGACAUGCAAAGCUCAGCUGAUUCUCUAGAACUGAAAGAAAGAAUGAGCAAAGAAAUGGUAGACUCGACAGAUUCUUUGGAAUUCAAAGACACUGUGAAAGAUACUGAUAAAUUUGAAACAGAUUCACUGGUUGAUCAAGAUGACAUCAUGCAAACAUCUUCUGAUUCACUUGAUGCUUUUCCUGCACUAACACACCAAAACAUCAUGGAAGCCUCUUUGGAGUCUGCUCGUUGGAGUCUAAGCAGCUCUUACUUUUCCCAUUCCUCACAAGAAACAUUACGAUCUGAAUCCCACAGUGACUCAAGCCAUUCUAGAGAUGUCAUGCAAAUGUCUGCAGAAUCUGUAGAUUUUGAUAAAGAUAGAAGAUUUGAAAGUUCCGAUACCGAAAUGGAUUACAAGACGGUAUCAAGUAAGACAUUAACAUCAUCUGCUUUAGAUCCCGAAAUCCGCAUGAUCACAGGAAUAUCUCAUCCCAACAAUCCUUUCUUAGAUAAUGAAGGCAAUGUUAGGACAGAUCUGGGGUAUCCGGGCCACUUUAGAAAUAAAUACGAAUAUUCAAAGUUUGAUAAAGAAGGGAACUACCGUUGGAACACCGAGUUUGAAGAAACAACCAGAAACAACUCAUACCUUAACUGGGGUCCUUAUCAAGAGAAAAAGAAGGUUUACACCAUGACAGAAUGGGAAGCCAUGCGCAACGCUAAAAAGAGAAGUGCUGAUAAUGAAGAACUUGGCGGGGACAGUGAACAAGUGUCUGUCAUUCCUGACAAUCACUUUGCCCAACUUAACAACAAAGAAGUCUCUUCUAACCUUCCUUCUGAGCACACAACUUCCCACCCUAGAACUUCUUCACCUCCUCCUUCUACCGUUUUACGGCCUUCUUCUCCUGUUUCCUCUACUACUGCUACUACUACUACUACUACCACCACCACUACUUAUUACUCCUCUUCCAAUUCCUCCUCCUCCUCUUCCUCAACCUAUCAUGCUGCUGUGACUCGGCCUGACUCCAGCUCCACCAGUCAAACUGCUGCUACCUCCGAUCCUCUGCUAUACCAUCACAGUAUGUCGGACACUACUACUACUACUACUGUCCAUAAAUCCAGUAGAGAACACACAGAUUUGCCACAACAGAUGUCCACUGAAGAAUCACAGAGCAAGACAGAAGACCGACGAGAUUCCGAUGUGGCGCCUGAUGCCGAAACUGAGGACAGUGCCCAAGCUACCAGCCUAAUGAUGAAGAAAGAAAUUCACAAAAAGACAUACAUGCGAGACGGACGAGAAGAAACAUUUAUUCAAGAAGAGUCUCGUGUGGAACAACAGAAUGAAACACCAGAAGAAUUGCGUGAAAGCAUGCAGCAAAUUAUUGACCAGUUUAUGCAAACUCCAAGUGAAUUUGACCAACGACAGUGUCUGGAAGACGAUGUCUAGCUUCCAGUCCUGUUGUCUUCUAGCAAUUUACUCCAUCCUUAAAAAUAAAAACAUCUUCCCCCUACCCUCCUCUCUCUCUCAUAUCAAUGAAGACAUCUCUGGAUCUCCUUAAUACCAACCCCCAUCUCCAUCUAUCUAUCUAUCUCUGCUGCUUUGACUGCAAAAAGUCUUUUGCAAACUUCCAACAUGCUUUGUGCAUCAUUCCAAGUUAAGUGCAAAUCCUCUUCUCUCUCUGCCUUCCCCAAUUUUUUUUUUCUACAUUAUUCUUAUUUUCAUUUUUAACAAUUGUUUGUUUUGUUUGAUAUCAUCUGAAAUCCUUCCUCAACCCCCCACAAAACUGUCUCAUUUUAGUUACCUUUGCUUUUUUUUUUGUAAUUUGUUUUGAUGAUUGUUUUUGCUCUCGCAGAAACAUCUAUAUAUAUUAGAGCAAUGAUUUUUUUUUUUAACCUACCUGAUAAUUUGAAAUUUUAAAGAAUUGUGUAAGUUUUGCUAACCAUUUUGUUCUUUUGUCUGAAAACUCUUGACAAUAUUUAUUUAUAUCUGAAUUCUUUCUUGCCUUAGUUUACCCAAGUGUAUUGGGGAUUUCUUUAAAGGAACUCGAAUCUCAAAGCUUCCCACUCCCUAGUUCUCUCAACUCACUUGGAAGGAAAACUCUGAAUAUUUAAAACUUAAUGUCCAUUGAUAAUUAAAGUUGCUUCUAUAAUGACUUUCUUCUAAGAUGUCUAAGAUAUGCUUGGAAUUAAAGAGACUUUCUGUCCAUCAAUAAAGGACCUUAACAGUCCUUACUAGGAAAAUAAGUGACCUUUACUUAAUUCAAAUGACCUGAACUAGUGUGUUUUUUUUGUUUUUACUUUUUAAAUUCCUAAACAGCUGGUUUAAUCCAUUACAAAUACAAAAUAACUUUGUUGUUAAUGUAAUUUUCGAAAGAUAUUUUAAUUUUUUUUCUUAAUGGAACAAAAAAAAACAACAAAACCUCUUGUAGUUCUCUUCAUAUUUGCAAUAAUUAAUAUGAUGUUUAACGAGGAAUAUAGGUGUAAAUUAUAUAAAUUUUGUAAAACCUUAAAACUGAUAACUUUUCUACUUGAAACAAUAGCAGCCUAUUUUGAACCCUGCUGCAAUGUGACCUUAUCUGUGACCUUACUCUCAUUCCAAGAUUUCCCUUGACACACAAAAAAAAAAAAUAAAAAAUAAUUAUAAUACAAACCCUAUUUAAAUCUGAAAACUUUUCGUGUAACCCUGACAUACAAGAAAACUCCUGAUACGAAGACAAUAUUUCCUAAGAAGUUUAAACAACAAAAUUUAACAAACAAUAGACAAAAGAAAAUGACAGAACUGUUUCAGCGACCUAAACUAAAAGCCAACACUACUGUAAAAGUUCAUGAAAGUCAAGAAAGUGGCCAGAAGGAACUGACGAAGACAGGUACAGUGAAAAGCCCCUUAGCUGUAUAAAACGUCUUCUAAUUUCCUUACUGGAACAUUCUCUUGCAGCAUUAUAUAUAUUAAUGUCGUUUAAGUAAAAUAUUAAUAUGCUGCACACUUCUCUAUUUCCUCCAUCACUGGCUUUUCAACAUUAUCAGCCAUUAUCCAGAACACGGCUUGCUCUUCUACUCAGGCCAAUCUCUUUGAUAAUAAUAAUAUAGAUAAGAGAAGUAUUUCAAGAUAUACGAAUACAAAAAUGAAAAAGAAUAUCUAAUAAUAUAAUACUACUAAUAAUAAAUACUAAAUACUUUUACAGUUAGUUGCUCUAUUUGUAUGGAUGUAUGUAUGCAUGUGUGUGUGUCUGCAAAUGUAUGUUAAACAGUUCUGAAUUUUGAACAAGAAAAUAACUACAACAGCAAGCACAACAAUCACAACAAAGAAUCCACGCUCUGUAUGCUAACUAAACUAUGCUAUCUCGAGUCAAUAUUUUGAUGCACACAUUAUUUAGUGUUUUGCUUAACAGCUGCUUAACAGUUUUCUAUUCAAUAUUAUAUCUGUUUCACCACAGUACCAAACUGUUCAAAGAAACAAUAUAUAUAUCUAGAGAAACAGAAUAAUUAAUAUAUCAACAAUUCCUAAAUGCAAUCAAAUUUUCAAAAAUAAGGCCCUAAUUUGCUUACAAUAUAAGCUAUAUCUUUUUUCAGCUAAGCUAUUUUCCCUGCCCAUUUCUCUUUGUUUACUUCAGACCUGCCUAAUGUCACUUAUGCUUAUUGUAAUAAUCUCAAGCUAUCUUUAUAGACAUACUCCUCUUUCUCUUCUCCCCCCUUUCUCUCUCUCUCUCUCUGGGACUGCAAACUUUCUAAUGCACUCUGGGAAUAAAGGCUCUGUAUUUUCUCACUCUUAAUUACUAGGUUUGUAAUGUUUGUGGAGAUGUGAAUUUUUUCUUGUCAAAAAGAAAUAAUAUUAAUAAUGAUAAAAAAAUAUUAAUAAAAAUAAAAACAGCUUCCAUAAGUCUCA
Molecule: messenger RNA, 26516 nt
Organism: Octopus sinensis (East Asian common octopus)
Lineage: Eukaryota; Metazoa; Mollusca; Cephalopoda; Octopoda; Octopodidae
Product: titin
Exons: 55
Coding region: 465-24080 (7871 amino acids)
Biological process (GO): signal transduction
Molecular function (GO): protein binding
Source: RefSeq, a predicted model, not a curated record